Rhincodon typus (whale shark) is the source of this 489-nucleotide messenger RNA. Its product is annotated as zinc finger protein 239-like. The coding region runs from base 1 to 489 and encodes 162 amino acids. NCBI's taxonomy places the organism in Eukaryota, Metazoa, Chordata, Chondrichthyes, Orectolobiformes, Rhincodontidae. The record is from RefSeq and is a predicted model, not a curated record. The transcript has a single exon.
AUGGAAGGAGAAAGCACUGUUCACAGUGGAGAGAAACCGUACAUGAGUCCUGUACGUGGACAAGGGUUCAGACAAUCAUCUGGCCCGUUGAAACACAGGUGCAGUCAUGUUGGGGAGAAAAUUUGGAAAACUGGGAACUACGAGGAGACAUUUAGUUAUAUUUCUGAUCUGGAAAUUCACCAACAUGGUCACACUGAGAAAUGGCCAUUUAUCUGUUCCACGUGUGGGAAGGGUUUCACUCAAUCGUUCAUGCUGCUGACUCACCAGCAAGUUCACACUGAUCCUUACAAAUGCCAACGUUGUGGGAACUGCUACAAAUGUUUCAGUGAACUGAUAUCCCAUGUAUGUGUUCACACCGACGAGAGACCCCUGAAAUGUUCAGUGUGUGGGAAGUGUUUUAAAAGUUCCAGGGAACUGAUAAGUAAUCAAAGUGUUCAAACGGAGAAGAGACAGUUCAAGUCCUCUCACUGUGGGACUGGGUUCAGCUGA